Messenger RNA from Limanda limanda (common dab), 5844 nucleotides. It is a transcript of the gene reps1, whose product is annotated as RALBP1 associated Eps domain containing 1. The coding region runs from base 576 to 3038 and encodes 820 amino acids. NCBI's taxonomy places the organism in Eukaryota, Metazoa, Chordata, Actinopteri, Pleuronectiformes, Pleuronectidae. Gene Ontology annotation, biological process: endosomal transport; endocytosis. Gene Ontology annotation, cellular component: plasma membrane; cytoplasm. The record is from RefSeq and is a predicted model, not a curated record. Gene Ontology annotation, molecular function: calcium ion binding; protein binding. The transcript is spliced from 19 exons.
CGCUGGCAGCAGGAAUGGCGGCUCCGAUCACCAGAGGAAGGAACCCGAGGACCCAGAAACUUUGCGUGUGACGGCCCCGCUCGGGAACUUCUCCCGCAACGAACCCACGCAGACCCCGCGGGUCCCGCAAAGCUUCACGCACACACCACGUCACAGGGGUGAACGCGACACGUGACCCGGGGCGGAGGGAGGGGGGGUGGCUGGUUAGCUUAACGCUGGUUGCCUGUGUGUGUGUGUGUGUGCACCCAGCUAGCCGUUAGCUCCUCUGCUAGCCAGCUGUUGGCUCCCGGUGGCCCAACAAGUUCUCAAAGUGCCCGGGAAGGCUCCGUGUCCCCCCCCCUGCGAGGAGGCGAUCGCCGGCCCCGGUUAGCUGUUAGCACCGGGGGGCUAACCUGCUAGCUGUUAGCACCGGGGGGCUAACCUGCUAACCUCCGAGCUAGCUGGAGCACCGACCGCUAGCCAAGUUGGGAUCCUGAAGACUCGCCCAUUUCCUCGGGAUCCUGCCCCGGCCGUUGGCUCCGGGGCUCAUCCACGGUUGUUGUUUUGUGUUGUUGUUUUGUGUUCCCGGUGCCACGAUGGAAAGCCUCACGCUGACCGACGUGGAGCAGAAGUAUUACUCGGACCUGUUCGCCUACUGCGACACGGACAACACCAAGAAAGUGGCGUCCAACGGGAGGGUCCUGGACCUGUUCCGGGCGGCCCAGCUGCCCAGCGAGGUGGUCCUGCAGAUCACCGAGCUCUGUGGAGCCACUCGCCUCGGUCACUUCGGGAGGAGCCAGUUCUACAUCGCUCUCAAGCUCAUCGCCAUCGCCCAGGCCGGGCUGCCCCUGCGGGUGGAGAGCCUCAACUCGGUCAAGGACCUGCCGCUGCCCCGGUUCGUGGUGGGGAAGAACGAGGCCGAGGCGCGGCACGCGGCGCUCUACCCGGACACCGACAGCCAGGGGCUGUACCCGGCUUCUGCCACUGCAGUAAUACCCAGGCCACCGGCCAGGGGACUCCAGAACAAGAAAGGUCCUGCAGCCUCCAUUGCACUUCCUGUCCACGAGGUUGUCCAGCCCCUGGCAACAAACAUAGAACCACAGCAGCCUGAACCGACGUCCCCAGUGGUCUCCCCUGACCAGUCCCCCCCCACUUCCCCUCACUCCUGGAGGAAACACCAGCGGCAGCACAGCGGAGGAAACGUAGACCGGCAGCCGGCGGUGGUGGCGGCGGCAGCCGGAGCCGUGUGGACGCAGUUCAGAGAACCACCACCGGGUCCGGUUCCCGGUGAGGGCAUGUGGCCGUCCCACUCGCCCCCUUUACCAGGUCAAGAGAGUUGGGUCAGUUUCACAGCAGACACCCCCCCAUCCAGCACAAUCCCUGGAAUGCAUCCCUCAUCAGCCCAGGAUAGCACAACGAUACGAACUGCGGCCAUGGCAGGGUCGGCCAAUGAGAUGCAGCGACAGUCCAGUUGCUACGACGAUCCCUGGAAGAUCACGGACGAGCAGCGGCAGUAUUAUAUUAACCAGUUUAAAACCAUCCAGCCGGACCUCACUGGCUUCAUACCUGGUUCAGCAGCGAAAGAAUUCUUCACCAAAUCCAAACUGCCGAUUUUAGAGCUGUCGCAUAUUUGGGAGCUCUCGGACUUCGACAAGGACGGAGCACUGACCCUGGACGAGUUCUGUGCCGCCUUUCACCUGGUGGUGGCCAGGAAGAACGGCUACGACCUCCCGGAGAAGCUGCCCGAGAGCCUGAUGCCAAAGCUGAUUGACCUGGAUGACUCAGCCGAGGUCCCGGAGGCAGCUGCUGACGUGGGAUACUCGGGCUCUCCCGUGGAGGACCCCCCCAACAAGUCUCCCUCCAUGCCCUCCCUCAACCAGGCCUGGCCAGAGAUGAACCAGAGCAAUGAGCAGUGGGAGACGUUUAGCGAGCGCUCCUCCAGCUCACAAACUCUGACCCAAUUUGACUCUAACAUUGCACCAGCUGACCCUGACACAGCCAUCGUUCACCCGGUUCCCAUCCGGAUGACGCCCAGUAAGAUCCACAUGCAGGAGAUGGAGCUGAAGAGAACUGGCAGUGAUAACAAUCACCCCACAAGUCCUCUGCUCACCAAACCUCCAGAACUGUCAGAAGAAACCAAUCUACCUGCCUCCUUGAAGUUUGCAGCCUCUAACUCUGGAGGUGAUGGUUACAGCAGCUCAGACUCCUACACCUCAGACCAGGAGCCAAUCACAAGACAAAGGUCUCAUUCGGGGACGUCUCCGGAGACCCUGAAGGUGGUGGCGGCCCCUCCUCCCCCGCCCCCCCGGCCUCACGCCUCUCACUCUCGCUCCUCGUCUCUGGACAUGAAUCGCACCUUCGCCGCCGCGUCGGCCCCGGGACAACAGCCGUCCUCCACGAUAGCCUACCCCCCCGCUGUGCCUCCUCGACCGCUGCCUACACAGUCAUCAGCUCCACAUCCUGGGCAUCGUGCGGAGGCAGAGGCUGCACCAGCAGGGGGCGCCGGACUCACCGCCACCUCCCCCCACCAGAUCCCUCAACAGCCCAAUUUCGCAGACUUCAGUCAGUUCCAGGCCUUCGCGGCCUCGGAGCAGCCGUCCAGUCUGCCGGAGGUCGACAAGCACAGCGAGGCCGGACAGGUGGAAAAGGCACCAGAGGGCGCUGGUCCCUUAAGAACAGUGAAGAGUGACGGUCAAGCAGACGAGAGAACCGCAGCUACUGUGAACUCUGCCAAAGGUGCGUCUGGUCCACCGGCUCCGCCUCCCAAGCCCGUGCGUCGGAGGUUGAAAUCUGAAGACGAGCUCCGACCGGAGGACGAGCAGCACGGGCCACAGAAGUCCAACAUCAUCGCUGCUGUGCUCGCCACUCAGCCCUCCAUCCCCAGGUCGGUAGGAAAAGACAAAAAAGCGAUUCAAGCUUCAAUCAGAAGAAACAAGGAGACGAACACAGUUCUGGCGCGACUCAACAGUGAACUGCAGCAGCAGCUGAAGGACCUGCUUGAAGAGAGGAUAUCUCUGGAAGUCCAGCUGGAGCAGCUCAGACCUUUCUCUCAUCUUUAGAGGAGGAACCUGGCUGUGGUUCAUCUGAAGCAAAGCUGUGGCCCUCGGUGUGAAUCCCUCCCUCCUUCCCUCCCUCCCUCCCUACCUCCCUCCCUAGCUCCUUCCAUCAUCCCGGCUUUCCCUCGAGGCUCCGACCUGCCCCAGGGUUCUCCGUUUAAAACUCUCUCACUUAUCAACCAUCAACCCGACGGACCGGAGGACCCAGUCUCAGCCGAGCGGGACCAGGCGACAGGGGGGGGUGCGCCCAGGGGGGGGUUUCACAAACUGGCACUUUUUCAAUCUUCUCUGAAGAGAGGCGAAGGUGAGGACGGCGGUGAACUGAGGAACGGUUCCGGAGAAGCGGACGAGACGCUGCAGAAGCUGGCGUCUAAUUAACUCUGAAUGACUGAAGAAGAAAGGCGGAGUGUGUGUGUGUGUCACGUGUUGGUGCGACUGUUUGUGUAUUUGUGUUCCUGUUAAGUGACUUACUUGAGGCUGGCAUCCGUAUGUUUGUUCCUCUCUUGGAGUUACAGCCGCGCCGUAUUAAAAAUCUGGCAUAUUUAAAGAAAAGACCCGAGAUCAUUAUCAAUCUUAAGUAAAUAUAUUAAAUUUUUGCAGAGUUUGCAAGUGUUGAACAACUUCUUUAAUUGUCGUCUCGCUCAUUUGGCACAAGUUCUGUCCAGCUGCCGUCAAUGAGGACAUUUAACUACUGGAGAAAAACAGGACUUCAGCUCCAAAUACCAUCAAAGAUAGUCGGUUCUUGUCGACAGGAGCCUGCGUCACUGGCUCUCCCAAUAUUUCAAAAACCAAAAUAAUUAAAAAUAGAUCACAGAAACAUGCAGCAGCACAUUUGAGAGGCUGCGGGGAAACAUGUAGAAAGUACAACAGGAGCUUACAUGUGCCAGGAAACGUAAGAAACAUUUACCCGACUGGAGUUUGCUGUGGACUCUUGUGUGUGUGUGUGUGUGUGUUUUUUUGUGAUGCAUUUAACGGCUAAAUCAUGGUGAAGGCUUUUUUCUGACUCAUCCUGUGACAUGAAUUCAGCCCUGACCCCUCACCCCUCUUCUUACUGCCCCCCCCACAUCUGCGUGUGUGUGUGUGUGUUCGGCGACGACCUCAGAUCCCGACCGAUUCCUUCCCUCCUUCACGUUGCAGUGUUUCGGGUUCGAUGUGACUGAAUGGUUUAACUUUAAUGCCAAAUGACUGAACUAUCACUGCUCUCUACUUCUACUCAGACUGUGUGUGUUUCCUUUUUUUCAAAGAGAUUAAAGAACACCGCAGCUUUCUCUCUCUUUUCCUUUUUGUGCCGUAGCCGUGGCUCCACAUUUCAAACGCUUCGAACCCUCGUCUUCUCGCUUCCUGAGGUGGUUGUUCUCCUGGUCUUUAAGAGCAGACGUUCACAUGAAGGGUUUGAAGGCUUCUUUCUUUUUCCAGCUGCUUGACUGCAGCAGGCGGCGUUUAUGAAGAAUUGUGUUGCUGAGGGAGAAGACGUUUUCCUGUGAUUUUGUUUAGUUAAGUUUUUUCUACUCUGCAAACACGCGUGCACAGAUUCAAACCAGUGGUGCAGAUAGAGUCUGAUAACUGUUCUCCAACCCGGGCAGUCGGCACUAUGCAAGUACGGGCGAUUCAUCUCCACAGACCAACUCUACUUAGCUGUUUGUACUUUGAUAGUAGCAGCUGUGUGAACAGUAUACUGAUUUUCUUUUGUAUCAUAGAUCUUCCAGAUAAAUCUACUGUAUGCUCGUGAUUCAUUUUGCCUUUUAUUUUUUCGUUGACGAGCAGUCCACCUCCCUCCCUCCCUCCCCCCUCCCUCCCUGCUCCCAGCUCCAGAGAGAAGUAAACUCCAGAUCAGUGUUUUAUUAUCGGGGCGAUUCUCAGCUGAAACCUGCAGGAGGAAGCUCAGCAGCCGGAGACCUGAACGACCCGACAGCACUUUGAACCCGACUCCCCUUAUUUCUGUUCUUUUCAUUCUGUUACGUCCCUCCUCCUUUCUUUCUUUUAACCUGCAUGUUGUCCUUAUUAUUUUUUUUUUUGUGUCUCACGUGUAUUUAAACAAAAGAAGAUGCUUUAAGAUGAGAGACAAACUGAACCACUCGAGUUUUAUUUCGUCAGUACAACCUGGAAACUAAGUUUUCUUUGUGCCAGUAUCCUAAAAGAUCCCGUCUUGUGUGGUUAAUCUUUUUUUUUUUUUUUUUUAUGAUUAUUAUUGUAAAAUGUUUGGUCCCUGGAGCUUUAUGUGUGUUGGUGAAGAAUCUGUCUUCUUCUAAGGCCUUACUCCCCCUCCACUGGCGUUCAGGUUUCCACGGCGACUGACUGAACUCCCUCUUCCUUGUCGUAUCAAGGCUCGCCUUCUUUUUUCUGCUGUUGAGGACGAUGAUGUUUGUGUGUUUGUGUGUGUGUGUGUGCGAGCGAGCGUGUGUGUGUGUGAUGUUUUCCAGACCUGGAACUAAUACCAUUUAAAACCCUAUUAAACACCUUCAUGUGGGAUCGAUUUACGUUUGCAAGCACAACAGCUCCCUCCUCAUCCCUCAAACCCCAAAGGCAAUCCAGGCAGGCCGAAGCAAUCGAUAACAAAGUCUUUGAUGGGAUUUUGAAUGCUAUUUGCUCCCAGAUCUGUGCUGUAUAUUGUAUAUGAUACACCCUUUUUUGGACUCAUGUAAAUUUGCAUUAAUUGCUGACUAACAGCGAAAGAAUAUUCUAUUUAAUUCCUUCUCUCUUGGCUGUGGGAUCCUAGAUGUUUAACUGCAUGGAUGUACUGUAUCUCUGCAGAGUCGACUAGCAGCUGUGUGAUUUUUACACAAAAAUAAAAACGGCACAAUAUUUUAAA